UAACUCUUGUAGAAUAUUAGAUAAAAUAUAUAUAGAUUAUUAGCAAAAUAUGAACACGAUAAGGAUGGAAGCAACGUAUGGUUAAAAGAAAAGAUUACAAAUAGUGAAGUCAAAAAACGGGAAUAUAUAUCUAAUAAUGAAAAAGGAACUAAAAGUGAAAACAAAUAAUCAAAUGAAACUUUAUUAAAUAAGGCAAAAUAUUUUACAGAAGUUAUAGAUUAUAAUAAUGGAAUGUUUAACGGAAAACAUUUCCUUUUUAAAAUAAUUGAAUCUAAAAAAAAGACUAUGAUCAUUUUUACUGAAAAAAACAGGAGAAUUAGUAAUAUAUCUUUAAAAUAAAUUAAAUUUAGAAGUUACGCAUUUGGAGUUUUCCUAUUUUUUAAUUUGUUCUUGUUAGAUAUAGCAAUAUCGAAAACAAUUGAAUAUUCCUUAAAUUGAAAUUGAAAAAAACGAGUUUUACAAGAAUUUUGCAAAAGUCUCAGCAAACACAUUUUCACAGGUAAUAAUACUAUAUUAUUUAGCAUAAUUAUGGUUAUAUUAUCAGUUAUACAUAUAGUAGCUAUUUGUAUGAUUUUAUAAAAUAUUGAAAAAUAUAAAAGAAAUAUGUUAAUGACUGACUAA
Messenger RNA from Plasmodium malariae, 621 nucleotides. The record is from the annotation of a RefSeq genome assembly. NCBI's taxonomy places the organism in Eukaryota, Apicomplexa, Aconoidasida, Haemosporida, Plasmodiidae.